Molecule: messenger RNA, 2181 nt
Organism: Dunckerocampus dactyliophorus (ringed pipefish)
Lineage: Eukaryota; Metazoa; Chordata; Actinopteri; Syngnathiformes; Syngnathidae
Exons: 7
Coding region: 174-1109 (311 amino acids)
Molecular function (GO): dioxygenase activity
Source: RefSeq, a predicted model, not a curated record
UUGAAUCCAACCACCAAUAUGACCUUUGGCAGAACCAGCUCCGCCUCGAGUGCCUUCAUUUACAAGAAGAAGAAGAAGAAGAAGAAGAAGAAGAAGAAGAGUGUCUUCAUUUGACCUACUUUCUGGUCUAAUUUCAGCCUAGGGUUCAGACACAAACGUUUUAUUUAGAAACAAUGAGCAUUCCGGUGGUGGACUUCAGCGCGUGCAGCCUCACAGUGGAGGAUAUUUCCCGCGCAGAGUUGAGCCACCUGAGCAGAGACAUAAGAACAGCCUUUACCGAAGUGGGCUUUGUCUUCCUGGACAACACUGGCAUCACUCAGGCGGAGGUGGAUGGUGUCAUGGACGCUUCCAGGAGGUUCUUCCUGCAGCCAGACCACCUGAAGCGGCCGCUGAGAAGGAAAACGUUCCCAAACUGUCCCAACCACGGAUGGGUAGCUCUGGAAACUGAAAGGUUGAAUCCACAAAAGCCAGGAGACCUGAAAGAAGCAUUUAACAUGUCUUCACUACAUCCUGACAUAAAAUGGCCGUCCCCUGAGAUUGUAGCGGGAUUCCAGGAGAGCCAAACGACUUUUUUUCAGCGCUGCAAAGAGCUGAGCCUGCGGAUUUUGAAGGUGAUGGCCCACAGUUUGGAUCUGGACCCCGACGUGUUCCUGAGCGCUCACCGCCUGAUUGGAACUGAUGAAAACGGCACGACGCUGCGUUCGCUGUACUAUCCUCCGGUCAACAGAGAGCUGGCCAAGGAGGGUCAGCUGAGAUGUGGAGAGCAUUCCGACUAUGGAAGCAUCACCUUGUUGUUCCAGAGCUCCGAAGGUCUGCAGGUGCGUCAACGUUCCGGUGAGUUUAUCUGUGCCCCUUGUGUCCCCGGGUCGGUUCUGGUCAACAUCGCCGACCUGAUGCAGCGCUGGACCAGUGACCGCUUUGUCUCUGUGCUCCACAGAGUCUUGCUGCCCCCUGCUGGCGACUCCAGUACACGACAGUCUAUGGCUUUCUUUGUCCAGCCAGACGACGAGGCCGUUAUCACCUGCAUCGACGGCUCCAACAAGUACCCCCCAGUUCAAGGGGGCACCUACCUCACAGAGCGGUUUAACAACUCCUAUGGCCAGGCCUGAACACCCCCCCUCCAGACUUUCAUCUUAAAAUCGACGAUGAAAGCGCUGCAGUCUCACUGUGUAACUCAUUCGGAAAUGGUGUGACCCUUUUUUUAAGAACCCGGUGGACAUGUGAGCAACAAUAAUUUGAGCAACACUACGACGGGAGCGGCGACUUUGAGAUCCCUGAUGAAAUUCUCUAUAAGAGAUAUCGAUUUUUAGCCAAGAGAAUACACUACAUUUCUUCACUUUUUAAGCCGAGCAUAUCAGAAAUACCAGACUUGACAAAGUAAUUUGAUAACCACCGUUGCGGUAUCGUUUAUUUGUUUGGGGAACUUGCUGCAUCUUGAGCACAAAGUUUGUUGAGCCACUUUCACCGUAUACCCCCGCUAGUUAUACCGCUUUAUCAUUGUGCAUUAUGUAUUUAUAAUUGGCAAGGGAUACGUUUGGAACACAAGAGCUGAACAAUUAUAUUGUAACUGAUGUGAAAUGGAUGCGUUGGGGGGGUUUAGAUUAAAUUAGCUUUGCUUCUUCCUACUCCUUUUUGGACAUGUGGAACUGUGAAUCGUACAAUGUGAUGCAUUCCAGCGUAACUUGUAUGCAUGUUCAAAAUGAAUUAAACCAUUAGAUGCACUCCACAGUAUUACGUACACAAGUGAUGAUGAUUGUGCACACAACAGACAGACUCCUCAAGUUAACCUAUAUUUAUUUACAUGAAAAAUACACAACAGCAUGAUUUCAUUUGACAUAAUUACAAUGUAUUCUCAUGCUAUUGUUAUUUUUGAUAAUAGAAUGAGAAGUUGGACUUAAACUGUAAAACGUGUUGUUUGACUGUUCACAUGCUACAUGUUGUUCUACUUGAGUCCUCCAGGUGUCAGUAGCGAACAUGUUAAGAACCAACACACUGUAGUUCGUUGUGUCCAUGGGCCAUACUGUAAAUUCGGUAUUGAUCCCAUACAAGGUAAAUGGAGGGCUAGUAUACUGAAUUUUUUUUACCUGAAAUUUUUCAGGCUCGUUGAACGAUGUUGUGAUCUCGCCUUUACUUUGUUCGUGAUGAUUAUAAUCACAAUAAAUAUUUUUGCCAAACAAAUGA